AUGGAAACCAAUAAUUACAAUGAUAAUGAUUUUUCUUCUCAUAAAAUAGUUGAUGAUACAUCAAAUUCUUAUAAAUUGGUUGAUGAAAAAUCAGUUCCGAAAUUUUGGGUUGAUAAAUACAAAAAAGAAGCAUCAAAAAAUUGGGAUUUAUUUUAUAAAAGAAAUACCACGAAUUUUUUUAAAAAUAGAAAUUGGAUUGGUAGAGAAUUUACAGAAUUAUCUUUUAACGUUGAUGAUUCUCAAGAAAAUUCUUUUAAGUAUGUAUUAGAAUUAGGUUGUGGUGUGGGAAAUUUCAUUUUCCCUGUAUUAGAAACAAAUUCAAAGUUAUUUAUUUAUGCAUGUGAUUUCUCUGUGCGUGCUAUCGAAUUUGUAAAGAAACAUGAACAAUAUAACGAAUCAAGAUGUCACGCUUUUGUUUGUGAUUUAUCUAAUGAUAAAUUGAAAGAUUAUAUCCCAUCACAAAAUAUAGAUAUAGUUUCUUCUAUAUUUGUGUUAUCAGCUAUACCUCCUGAACAUCAUCUAAGUGUAAUUCGCAAUGUAUCCGAGGUAACAAGAAAAGGGGCAAUCAUAUGUUUUCGUGAUUACGCUCAAUUUGACGAAACUCAAUUAAAAUUUGCCUCAUCAAAUAGUCAACAUAAAUUACAAGAAAACUUUUAUGUUAGACAAGAUGGUACUAUGUCAUAUUUUUUUACGUUAGAAUAUUUAAGAGAGAUUUUUGAAGUUGAUCGAUUAUUUAAAUUUAUUAGUGGUAAAUAUGUUGCUAGGGAAACUAUUAAUAGAGCAAAAGAUUUGCGUAUAGAUAGAAAAUUUCUACAAGCAAAAUUUGAGAGAUUAUAG
Molecule: messenger RNA, 837 nt
Organism: Diversispora eburnea
Lineage: Eukaryota; Fungi; Glomeromycota; Glomeromycetes; Diversisporales; Diversisporaceae
Source: the annotation of a GenBank genome assembly